AUGGGCCUAAAUAAGUACAGCGAUUGGACACAUGAAGAUUUUGUUAAAACAAUGAAUGGAUACAGAUCCAACAAAGAUUUGAACGAUGAUGAAAUUUUGGCAUCAACUUUCUCUGAAUCAGCCAAUAUCGAUCUACCCGAAUCUGUGGACUGGCGUGACAAAGGAGAUGUUACCAGAGUAAGAGAUCAAGGAAGUUGUGGUUCUUGUUAUUCUUUCGCUGUAAUUGCUGCCGUCGAAAGCCAUUAUUCCAUCAAAACUGGUCACUUAUUGUCGUUAUCUGAACAGAAUGUCAUCGAUUGUUCGAAAUCAUAUGGAAAUAAUGGUUGCAAUGGCGGAGAUCUAGAUUCGGCAAUGAAUUAUAUCCGUGAUCAUGGUAUAUAUACAAGAAAAUCGUAUCCCUACCGUGGUUACGAUCAUCAUUGCAUGUUGCGUGCGAAAAAAUCGAGAGUCAAUGUUAAAGGAUUUAUGCGUAUUCCAAGUGGUAAUGAAAUAGAGCUACAAAAAGCUCUUGCUUUCCAUGGUCCCGUUGCAGUGUCGAUUGAUUCUUCACAUGAUACUUUUCGUCAUUAUAUGGAUGGCAUCUAUCAUGACCACAGAUGUAGCAGUGCAACAGAAAACCUAGAUCACUCUGUAUUACUCGUUGGGUAUGGGACUGAUGAAUACGACAGAGACUAUUACAUUGCUAAAAAUAGCUAUGGAGAUAGCUGGGGAGAUCAAGGCUAUUUCCGGAUUUCCCGUAAUCACAACAAUCAUUGUGGCAUUGCCACAGAUGCUUUAUUUCCUAUUGUUUAAUUUUUGUAUUGAAAAAUAUGGUUGUCCAACUUAAUAAAUGAUUGACAAAAUGAAAAUAAUUCAAAUUCAACUGUUCACACUUUAAUUGAAACAUAUUUUCAUUCAAAUAAAAUUUGAUCAAAUUGCGAUUCAAGCAAUAUUUGGAUUUUUUCAUUUGAUUGGAAGAGUUUUUCGGCCAAAAGAUUAAAUGAAAGCUAAUGAUGGAAUCGUAGCAAAUUAUCUAGAAUAAUUUUGUUUCCAAACGAUUCAAAUUAGGUUAACCAUUUUUCGUUCAUUUCAUUACAAUCACUUCGGCUGAAUUAUUUCCAUGAAUUCAACGUGCUUUUUUGUUGUUCUUGAAGAAUAAACAAACCGUUGAUCAUUUGUUUACGAUCGAUCACACAGCCAUCUGUUGACAGUGUUUUAAAAGCUUCUGUUUGAACUCUUUUGUUUAUUAGCAUUUGGAAGG
Sitodiplosis mosellana (orange wheat blossom midge) is the source of this 1240-nucleotide messenger RNA. Its product is annotated as cathepsin L-like. Bases 1 to 792 code for a protein of 263 amino acids. Gene Ontology annotation, molecular function: cysteine-type endopeptidase activity. Gene Ontology annotation, cellular component: lysosome. The transcript has 3 exons. Lineage: Eukaryota; Metazoa; Arthropoda; Insecta; Diptera; Cecidomyiidae. The record is from RefSeq and is a predicted model, not a curated record.